CUAAGCUUCAUAUCUAUCAAUUGAGAACUAACACCUGCAUUGAUAAUGCUUGAUUAUAUAAAUAUAAUACACACAUUUCUAUUGCGACAACUUUUAGAUUUUUAUAACGUUUUACACCAUAGGAGAGAGAAAAUAUCUUCAAGAUGUUGCUCUCUUUAAUUAUCUGUUUAUCUGCUGUAAUGGCAAUUCAAGCAAUUGAUAUUCCAAACAACGCUCGUGUCUGGUGCUACUAUACCAACUGGUCUCAAUACCGACCCACUGGAAUGAAAUAUACAGUUAAGAAUAUGGAUGCCUCUUUGUGCACACAUAUAGCGUUUGGUUUUGCUAUUUUGAAAGAUAACAAAAUAAUUCAUUAUGAAUAUAAUGAUAUCAACGGAACCUGGACAAGAGGAAUGUAUUGGGAAUUCAACCAAUUGAAAAAAACCUACCCCCGUAUAAAGUCAUUUUUAUCUGUGGGCGGUUGGAAUUUCGGUUCCGUAAAAUUUAGUAACAUGGCAAGCACCCCUGCAUCAAGAAAAACUUUUGUCGAUUCUGCUGUAGAUUUCUUAAAGAAAUGGGAAUUUGAUGGCUUAGAUGUAGAUUGGGAAUAUCCUGCUCUAAGACAGGGCUCGAAAAAGGAUAUCGAAUAUUAUACUCUUUUGCUGAAAGAGCUCCAUGAGAAAUUCAGUCAACAGACGCCGAGGUUGCUGUUGAGUUUUGCUGGACCAGCACCGAUUGAGAAGAUUGAAGUUGGGUUUGAAGUAGAAAAGAUUAGUCCUUAUGUGGAUUUCAUCAACAUCAUGACCUAUGACUUCCAUGGCUCCUGGGAAACCACCACUGGUCACUCGAGUCCUCUUUUCCCUCUUUCAACUGACAAAGGAGAUUUUAUAAAUUGGAAUAUGGCCUAUUCUGUGGCUAAUUGGAUUCACUUAGGAGCUCCAAUAGAGAAAAUCAAUGUGGGUAUUCCAUUUUAUGGCCGGUCUUUCACUUUAGCAGACCCAGCAGACAGCUCCCUUGGAGCACCAGCACCGCACGCAGGUAAAAAUGGAACCAUCACCAGAAUUGCAGGAUUUCUAUCAUACUUUGAGACCUGCAAGAUGUUACAGAAAGGAGCUAAACGUCACUACAUCGAUGAACAGAAGGUCCCAUAUUUAGUGCUGGGGGAUCAAUGGGUUGGAUAUGAAGACGUGGAAAGUGUCAGAGAAAAGGUUCACUACCUGAGAGUGCAUGGUAUCAAUGGAAUGAUGAUUUGGGCAAUUGAUCUUGAUGACUAUAAAAAUUACUGCAAUAAAGGCUCAUAUCCCAUGAUGCAUUCAGUCAUAAAAGCUUUACAAGACACUGAAAAUUUACGUUCUGAAGACAAAGUUGGAACGAUUAAAGACAACAAAUUUUGCUUCAGAAAGAAAGCUGGUUUCUAUGCAGAUCCCAGUAACUGUCGAAAUUAUAUUUACUGUGGUUCAGUAAUGGAGAAAUAUACAGGGCAUUGCAACAAGGGUCAUCGGUGGAAUGAUGCCAAUAAGUCAUGCGAAGUUGAUCAGGGCAAUACUUGCACCCAAAACUGA
Messenger RNA from Octopus sinensis (East Asian common octopus), 1541 nucleotides. RefSeq names its product chitinase-3-like protein 1. Gene Ontology annotation, cellular component: extracellular region. The transcript has 11 exons. Gene Ontology annotation, biological process: carbohydrate metabolic process; chitin catabolic process. Lineage: Eukaryota; Metazoa; Mollusca; Cephalopoda; Octopoda; Octopodidae. The record is from RefSeq and is a predicted model, not a curated record. Gene Ontology annotation, molecular function: chitinase activity; chitin binding. Bases 144 to 1541 code for a protein of 465 amino acids.